Chaetomium fimeti is the source of this 1088-nucleotide messenger RNA. RefSeq lists its product as uncharacterized. NCBI's taxonomy places the organism in Eukaryota, Fungi, Ascomycota, Sordariomycetes, Sordariales, Chaetomiaceae. The record is from RefSeq and is a predicted model, not a curated record. The coding region runs from base 51 to 1046 and encodes 331 amino acids. The transcript is spliced from 3 exons.
CUGGAACACGCCAAGACAUACCUCCCUACGCAGCCCCCAGCGCACCCAUCAUGGCUAUUUCCAAUGAACAGAACAGCGAUGACAAGCCUAUUUCCUCAAUUCCAUCAUCGCUGCCACCACCAGGAUUGUCAAUCAACCAACUCGCCGCCCUCCAUUCUCGAGAACGAUUGCUUGUCCAUCCGCUGCGCUGGAGCGACCGACAAGUGGCCCUCCUUGACUGUCGCAUCCAUUUUUUCGAGGACGCCGGUAGCGCAGCCAGCCAUGGGAACGCCGACACCAAUACCGAUCCGCUGGCUCCAAAAUCCCGGCUUGAGCUUUUUCUCGCCGACAACUUGAGGCUCCGAUUCACCUGGGACGAGUUCAUUGAUAUCACCCGAAGGCUCCUCCGGCCGCCCGGUGGUCACCUCUCCGUUGAAAAUCAGCAAAUCACUAGUCUCUACUUCAACAAACGCCCUUGCGCUAAUAUCAUGUACUGUCGUAUUUCGCUCCCACCCAAGAGUCCCACGCGCAGGCCUAUCACCUUCGCGUGUUUUAACCACGACGAGACUGGUUUGGUGAGGAGAAUGUUCUUCUCUCCGGUGAAGAAUCCGAUCUAUGGCAUGAAUGGCCCUGGAAUAUACCGUCAGACUACGCUUUUACGCCUCCAUCGCCCCGCGGACCCUCUAAAAGACCCAUUCUUGGUUGCUGUGCUCAUUUCUUUGGCACAACAAAAGCGCCGCCGUGCACCCAAACCAGAGUCUCGGUCUCCCAGCUUCAAGGUUCGACUUCUUUUUCCUACAGGAAAGGACUCGAAAUCAUUCAACAUUUUCAUGGCCAAUGUCCAAGCUUCCUUUCUUGAUAAAUUGGAUUUCCCACACAAGGAACCCGCCGUAAAUUCGGGUCUCGACAUCUACCAUCGGCAGAUCCCAACCUUGCCUUUCCAAACCUUUCCUCGGCGGCUCCGUCGGGCAUUGACCCUUGAUUUCUGCGGGGAGACGAAAGGCGCUGUAGGAACCGGCGGGCUUCGACGAAGGAUAGGAAAAAAGCGAGUCCGGGCUGAUAUUUAGAUAGAAUCCCGAUCGUCAAAAGAGAACUAUUAAUUAAAAUCA